Messenger RNA from Rhineura floridana, 3371 nucleotides. It is a transcript of the gene MGAT5B, whose product is annotated as alpha-1,6-mannosylglycoprotein 6-beta-N-acetylglucosaminyltransferase B. Gene Ontology annotation, biological process: protein N-linked glycosylation. Gene Ontology annotation, molecular function: alpha-1,6-mannosylglycoprotein 6-beta-N-acetylglucosaminyltransferase activity. The transcript has 18 exons. Lineage: Eukaryota; Metazoa; Chordata; Lepidosauria; Squamata; Rhineuridae. The record is from RefSeq and is a predicted model, not a curated record. Bases 701 to 3085 code for a protein of 794 amino acids. Gene Ontology annotation, cellular component: Golgi apparatus.
GAAGAAAACAACACAGCCUGUUUGCAAGACUAAAAACGGAAUGUUUUGGAUGGCCAAGAUGAUACAAGGCAGCUGUCGAGCUGAGAUGGAGCUGGUCCCUUUAACCACUGCAUCUCCAUCUGUGGCCGGGAGUCGUCUCUCGAAUAGGAAACAAGCACAGGAAAUGGCACCUACCUGCAAGUGUUGAAGCUUGAAGAAGGAAAGAAGGAAGCGUUUGCUGUAAGAUUUUGGUUAAGGUGACAGCUGAGUGAGGGGAUAAAAACUGGCUGUGAUGAAGGACCCCGUGAGUAGAAGAGUGUCUGGGUCCAGGUGUCUUCCACCUGGCCAGCAGCAGUGGAUUUAACACUUGGAGAAGGGAGGGCUGUUGUGUUUGCUACAACCUACCUUCAAAAUGUGACUAAAACAUUGUACAAGCCAACACCACCACCAACAUCCAGUCCUUUUCUCUGUGCUCACACCUAUCUCUCCUGAAGCAGACAGCUGUUAAGAGGAAAGAAGCCACAGAGGCAGAGCACCAGGGACGGAACCGAAGAUCAGAUUCCCUUUUAUAUACGUGGAUUUAUUAGGCUAAUUCCAUAUUCUUUUUUUAUAGACCUCCUCACAAAAACGCCAACAGCCAUGAGCUCUUUAUAACAACUGUGAUUGGACUUGUUACAUAUCUGCUUUCCUUCCUUCCUUCUUUUUUUUUAAAGUUUGAACAAUGAUUACAGUGAAUUCAGAUGGGAAAAUAAUGGUCAGAAGAUGUCUCGUCACCUUGAGGCCUUUUAGGAUAUUCGUGGUUGGGAUUGGAUUUUUCACUCUCUGCUUCUUAAUGACAUCACUGGGAGGUCAGUUUUCAGCCAAAAGACUGGGGGACUCUCCAUUCACCAUCAGAACUGAAGUGAUGGGUGCUCUGGAAUCCAGAGGAGUGCUGAGGAAAAUGAGUGAUAUGCUGGAAAUGAUGGUGAAGAGGAUGGAUGUGCUAGCCAGGCUGGAGAAUAGCACGGACUUCCGGAAAGGGGAAGAGGCACAUUUUCCUAUGGACAGGUACCAUCCAGCAGUUGGCUUAAUGGAGAGGAUCCAGGCAAUUGCUCAGAAUGUCUCAGACAUUGCAAUGAAGGUGGAUCAGAUUCUUCGCAACAGUCUCCUAAAUGGAAAACCAAUAGAAGGCAGACACGACCAGUGUGAGGUACCCAGGGACCCAAAAUACCCUGACUGCUCUGGGAAAGUGGAGUGGAUGAGAGCCAGGUGGACAUCAGACCCGUGCUAUGCAUUUUUUGGUGUGGACGGCACAGAGUGCUCCUUCCUCAUCUACCUCAGUGAAGUUGAGUGGUUUUGCCCUGUGCUGCCUUGGCGAAAUCAGACAGUGACUCCACCUUCCACAAUGCCACCACCCAGGGCACAGGCAACUUUUCAGAGGGACCUCUCCUCCCUACUGGAGCUGAUUGGCAGUGGCAAGGAGUCUUUGAUUUUCAUGAAGAAAAGGAUCCGGCAUUUAGCCACACAGUGGCUGAGAGCCUCACAUAAACUGGAACUGAAGCUGGAGGGCAAACAGAGAAAUCAGAAACAGAUUUUGAUUCACAUUGGCUUCUUAACAGAAGAAUCGGGAGAUGUUUUCAGCCCUCGUGUGUUAAAGGGAGGCCCGCUGGGGGAGAUGGUCCAAUGGGCAGAUAUUUUGGCUGUUCUUUUCAUCCUGGGCCAUAGCCUGAAAAUCACAAUUUCUUUGAAGGAACUCCAGAGUAAUUUAGGAGUGCCUCCCGGCCGGGGUAAUUGUCCCUUGACAGUCCCUUUGCCCUUUGACCUCAUUUAUACAGACUACCACGGGCUACAGCAAAUGAAGCAGCACAUGGGCCUCUCCUUUAAGAAAUACAGGUGUCGCGUUCGAGUAAUUGACACUUUUGGAACUGAGCCUGCAUACAAUCACGAGGAAUAUGCCACACUGCAUGGCUACCGGACAAACUGGGGCUAUUGGAACCUGAACCCAAAGCAGUUCAUGACCAUGUUCCCUCACACACCCGACAAUUCCUUCAUGGGUUUUGUGUCUGAGGAGCUCAACGAGACUGAGAAGCAAUUCAUUAAAUCCAACAAGGCCAACAACGUGGCAGUAGUAUAUGGUAAAGAAGCCAGCAUUUGGAAGUUGCAGGGCAAAGAGAAGUUUCUAGCCAUCCUUAACAAGUACAUGGAGAUCCAUGGCACUGUUUAUUAUGAAACCCAGCGUCCACCUGAAGUCCCGGCUUUUGUGAAGAAUCAUGGCCUUCUGCCACAACAUGAGUUCCAGCAACUCCUGAGGAAAGCCAAGCUCUUCAUUGGGUUUGGGUUCCCCUAUGAAGGCCCUGCCCCCCUGGAAGCGAUAGCCAAUGGGUGUGUUUUCCUGCAGGCUCGUUUCAACCCACCUCACAGCUCACUCAAUCAUGAAUUCUUCAGAGGCAAGCCUACCUCGAGAGAGGUAUCCUCCCAGCAUCCCUAUGCAGAGGAUUUCAUAGGGAAACCCCAUGUAUGGACAGUGGACUAUAAUAAUUCAGAGGAGUUUGAAGCUGCUGUCAAAGCCAUUAUGAGGACCAAGGUUGAUCCUUACCUGCCCUAUGAAUACACAUCUGAAGGGAUGCUGGAGCGGAUUCAUGCCUACAUUCAGUACCAGGAUUUUUGUGCCACUGCUGCUCUGCCAGAUAAGUCGAAUGACCACACUAUGCAAAACUCUGAAAGCCUGUUCAGCCUGCAGUCCAAUUCAACGUUCCUAGUGUGGCCUCACAAUUUCAGCAGUAGCCCCCCAGCCUGGCCUCCAGUCAACUCCCUACAGGUGUGGAUAUCAGAUGCUGGGCAGGCCUGCACCAGUACUUGUCAGCAGCAUGAUUUGGUCUGUGAGCCAGAGUUUUUCAAGUUCAUCAACAAGAAAGAGGUGUUUCAACAGCUCAACAUUGCCUGUGAUAGCACAGAGUCAGAGAUGAAUCACCUGUACCCAGCUGUGGCUGAAAAUGUCCAGGAGUGCUACCUCCAGAAGGAACCUCUCUUAUUCAGCUGUGCAGGAUGCAAUGCCAAGUACCAGCGCCUCUGCCCAUGCCGCAAUUAUCAGAAGGGACAAGUGGCAUUGUGUGGGGACUGUUUGUGAUUGUAUCAGGUCAUGUGUGUUGUAACAUACCACAUGCAACCAGUAACUUUUUUUUUCAUAAAAGCUUCUGCAAUACACAAGAAGUUUCCAAAUGGGAACAUCUUCUUGGAGACUUGUGAAAAUGGAUGUCAAUGAGAUUUCAUUGGUUGUUUUGUCUCCCAGUCAAGGGUGAAUGAUCCUUUUUCAACAAUACUUCUUAAGGCAUGUCUCCUGUCACAUCCAAGAACACAGGAGACCUUGAGGGGGCUUAGAAAGGCCUCACUGAAAAUCUUUCUGGAGGACGACA